CUCGCCCCCUCCCCCUCGCCUCCAUCAUUUUCCCAUCUCUUACUCUCUUCCCCUCAACAAACAUGGCCGCGAAAUCUGAUGGUGCUCCUGUCUCUCCGCGAAACGAAAUCCCACACGAGUGUCCCGCCAGGUCGGACCCGGUAGCCCCGGAGUGCCGUGUGAAGGAGCAUCGGUACAGCCUGCAGGACUUCUGCUGGACGCUCUGCGUCCUUUUGGUCUUUUUCUCGGACGGGGCCUCAGACCUGUGGCUGGCUGCCGACUACUACCUAAGGGGGAAGUACUUGUUCUUUGCCUUGACUCUGGUCUUUGUGAUCAUUCCGUCCGUGGUCGUGCAGGCGUUAAGCUUUCGGUGGUUCGCCUAUGAUUUCACGGAGACCGUGGACAGCGGCACAGCCGCGGCCGCUGUGGUUGCAGCGGGGGGAGCGGAGGGAGGCGACUUCAGCACCAAGGACAGCGGCGAGUGGGGCGCUGGCCGGGCUGCCGCGGCCGGGGGGCUGCCGGGGCCGGCCGGCGGGGGGCGAGUCCGAGGCUGCUGCAGAGCCUUUAUGUGGUUCUUUCAAGCCCUCAUUCACAUUUUACAGCUAGCACAGGUCUGGAGGUAUGUCCACGCCCUGUAUCUGGGAGUGCAGAGCCGCUGGCAUGGAGACCCCGAGAGGCGUAACUACUACUGGCGCAUGAUGUUUGAGAGCGCCGAUAUCAGCAUGCUGCGUCUGCUCGAGUCCUUCCUGAAGAGCGCUCCCCAGCUGGUGCUGCAGCUCGGCAUCAUGAUCUACACCAGUCAGGUGCUACCUCUUCAGGGGAUUUCAGCUUCUACCUCGCUGCUAUCUCUCGCCUGGAUGAUCUCCUCCUACCAGAAAGUCUUGAGAGACUCAAGAGAUGACAAGCUUCCCAUGACCUACAAAGCUGUGAUGGUCCAGAUCCUGUGGCACCUGUUUACCAUUGGCGCUCGCGCGCUGGCCUUCGCCCUGUUCAUCUCCAUAUCCCGCCUUUACUUUGGCAUCUUCAUCGUGGCCCACUGGUGCAUCAUGACCUUCUGGAUAAUCCAGGGGGAAACAGACUUCUGCAUGUCCAAGUGGGAGGAGAUCAUCUACAACAUGAUGGUGGGCAUCGUGUAUAUCUUCUGCUGGUUCAGUGUCAGAGAGGGCCGCACCCGCUGCAGGUUGCUCAUCUACAGCCUGACAGUGUUCAUCGAGAACGUGGCGCUCACCACUGCCUGGUACUUGUACCGUGGCACCCCAGAGCACCACAGCGGCCCAGACUUCUACGCCGUCGUCAUGGUUUGCGUGGUGGCCAGCAGCUAUGCUCUUGGCACGUUCUUCAUGUUUGUGUAUUACUGCUUGCUUCACCCUAAUGGCUCCAUGUCAGGGUGGGGUUAUAUAGCACAGAAGGAGGUACCUGUGGAGGUGAUGGCUUCCCCAACAGCGAGCCUCCCCCCUGAUCUAGUUAGCAGCCCUCCUAGGACCCUUCAGAGAACUAAAGGGUUGGACAGGGAGUCUGGGAUGGACGGAGACGUCUUUAAGGUACGCCCACCGAGGGGAGCCAAGCUCCCAGUGCCUCAUCUCAAACCCAGGACAGAGGGGCCCGUCAUCCGAAUAGACUUACCAAGAAAGAAAUACCCUGCAUGGGACGCUCAUUACAUCGACCGACGACUGCGUAAAACCAUCCUAGUGCUGGAGAGCGCAGCCCCAGUGACGCCAAGGAUUCAGUACCGAUGCCUGAGCACAGCCAAAGAAGUGAUGGAGUACGAGACCACCGUGUGAUGCGCCGAAGGUGCAGUGACUCAGCUCGUCGGCACAUGGACAUCCUGCCUUAAGUGAAGAUGGCAGGAGGACUGCUGUCAAUGCACAGCCUGUUUUAGCUCCACACGCUCUGAUUGCCCUCUGUGCUGGCAGGCAGUGCACACAAACAGGCGGAUAGAAGGAUGGAGGGAUGUGUCUUUAUGUUCUGCUAAACAAAAAUGGGUAAAAAGAAAAUCAAUAAACAACGCGUUGUUGUUUUCAGAAGGUCAAAAAUUUGGUUUCUGUAACAGUUUUCUCAGGUCAUGAUGUGGCACAAGAGGUGAUGUUAGAGAAAAGCACAGACAGGCAGAGAAGUGGCGCCGUUUGUACCUCUGCUGUGAGGGAGCACCAACACGUCCUCUGCAGGGGGUCCAGAGCGGAGACGAGCCUUUAGCCCACACGAUUAUUUAUGGCAGCUAGAACACCGCUGAGUGAGUGUGUGAGACAGUUUAAAAUGUUAAUACUGCAAACAAUCCACAAGAACCACAGCACAGGUAGUUUCCUUGGUUAUUGUCAUUUUUGCUAGCUUAAAGUCAUGUUGCCAGAGUCUCUAAACAGUGGAGAAUAAAAGCGGCAUUUGGGCUGAAUGUACAAACUGUGGACAGUGUGAAUAAGCAUUUUCAACAUUCCUGUGGUUUGGUUUUAUUUGUUAAAAAGGAGAUAUAAUGAAAUUUGUUUACAAAUCACUCUGUAACAUUGUUCUUUUCUCUAUGAAGAAUGCAUACGGAAUGAAAAAAGGUCGUUAUUGUGAUUUUCAUCAUUUCUACAGGAUGUAAAAUGAUGUGAUGGACGUUACACGUCCAUGUCUACGCCCAUCUUAAGCCGAUAAAACUACAUGACAGAUAUUAUUUAACGUGUAAAUUACUGUAUAAUCAAGAGAAGGUUUAGAGACACAGCAGUGUUUGUUGUUGUACUGAAUCAACACUUUUGUAAAUUAACUAUCUUAAGAAUUUGAGAGAAAAA
This is a messenger RNA of Cyprinodon tularosa, 2741 nucleotides long. RefSeq names its product XK related 5-like (gene xkr7a). The transcript is spliced from 3 exons. Gene Ontology annotation, cellular component: plasma membrane. Lineage: Eukaryota; Metazoa; Chordata; Actinopteri; Cyprinodontiformes; Cyprinodontidae. The coding region runs from base 63 to 1760 and encodes 565 amino acids. Gene Ontology annotation, biological process: engulfment of apoptotic cell; apoptotic process involved in development; phosphatidylserine exposure on apoptotic cell surface. The record is from RefSeq and is a predicted model, not a curated record.